Messenger RNA from Ctenopharyngodon idella (grass carp), 1347 nucleotides. It is a transcript of the gene mgst2, whose product is annotated as microsomal glutathione S-transferase 2. The transcript has 5 exons. Gene Ontology annotation, molecular function: glutathione transferase activity; glutathione peroxidase activity; enzyme activator activity. The record is from RefSeq and is a predicted model, not a curated record. Gene Ontology annotation, biological process: leukotriene biosynthetic process. Bases 205 to 630 code for a protein of 141 amino acids. Gene Ontology annotation, cellular component: endoplasmic reticulum; nuclear envelope; membrane. NCBI's taxonomy places the organism in Eukaryota, Metazoa, Chordata, Actinopteri, Cypriniformes, Xenocyprididae.
UACAGCUAUUUGACUGGAAAGGCGAGGCGCAUAAUCUGACAUGAAUCAUGAUGCAACACCCUUUGUAAACGUUAGACCGGUAGUUCCUGAUCUUAAAAACAGGAGGUAUUCCACAAUAGGCGGAUAUACUGACCUAUAAUUUCACAUCUUUGUGGGGAGACUUUAUAUAAAAAAGGAACUGUUUCGAACAAUAACACCACAAACAUGACUUCGGAUCUGCCAGUUCUCCUCGCAGCAGUGUCAAUACUGUCUGCUCUCCACAUGGCAUUUCAGGCAAGACGUGUGGGGUGGUCGAGGAUGAAGCAUAAAAUUAUGCCACCCACUGUUACUGGACCACCUGAGUUUGAAAGGACAUUUCGUGCACACCAGAAUAGUGUAGAGUUUUAUUCCGUUUUCUUGGUGGUAUUGUGGAUCUCUGGCAUCUUUUGCAAUGAAGUGCUUGCUGCUCUUGGAGGAAUUCUGUAUAUUGUGGGCAGAGAGAUGUACUUUACUGGCUAUAUCAGUGAAUCCAAGAAAAGGUUGCCAGGGUUUUACAUGGUGUUGUGUGUCCUGUUAUUCCUAUCUGUGACGGCUACCUUUGGAAUCAUUCAAUCAUUUUUGGACAAAUAUCUCAACAUCAGACUUCUCUAAAGAAUUGAAUUCUGGAGUUUAGAAGUUUGUAAACAGAAAACAGUUUUCAUCAAUUUAUCAAACAAAAUGCAUGUAAAAUGUAUGUUAUGUUUCAGGUAUACUUGAUUUUUUGUGUCAGUUGUCCUUCUAAGAUUUACAUUACAGUAUUAAUUUAGAGGAUCUAAUUAUACACUCACCACUAAAUUCUUACUAUUCACUUGUUGGAAAAUGUGAUCUUUGGUGGACAUCAUGCGGACUGAAUUGUAAUGCUGGAAUGAAGUGAAUUUCAUCAGGGAGAGUUAAAAGACCUGGACAUACUUCACUGGAAGAUAAAUAGUAAAUGCAGUUCUCAAACACUGUAACAGUAUUUCCACUCCAGCAAGUCAAGGUUAAUAAACCCAAGUGCAGUUUAUUGUAAAGUGAUAAGACACAGAAUCAAAAAGAUUCAUAAGUCUAAGCUUAAACAAGAACCAAAGCAAGACACUCACCAAAAGAUGCAUUAGCAAAAGUUAGACAAAAUCAGGGUUAUAUACACAAGAAAUAUAAAGCUAAAAUUAAACGAGCGACGCAAGACUAUAAUCAGAACAAUAAUCCAAUGACAAGACAAGAAACACUAGGAAGGGAAAACAGAAAGUUAGACAAGAUUAGAAAUCUAGGAAAACAAUAAACUUCAUUGAUUUGAUUGAAAUGAAUGUUGCUGCUUGUACAAUUUACUUAAUUAAAAUGAGUUGAAAACAA